CAGUUCCUCCUCCACGCCGACAUGCGGCAGCACCGCCGGUGUCGCUGUUCCCGUCUCCGGCUAAAGAGGAGGCGGCCUUUCCUGCUCAAGUGAACACAUCGGCCAUUGAGGAUAAGUUGAAGACAUCAAACCUUUUUUUAAGAGGCGGCCUGUCCCGAGAGAAGACAAGACACGUUUAUUAAAAACAAACAUCCUUCACUAGUCGCCGGAUCCGCGCCGGCUUCAUGCUCUGUCACCGCGGGGACGCUUGAGUCUGUCGGGCGGGGUGUGCUGCGCCAGGUGUGGGGGGAAAAUGCCUGCAUCUUUUUCAUGGAGGGUUUGGCCUGCACUUGUGUUGCUUCUCUUCCCUUCCACCGUGGCUGCCGAGGAGUCGUCGCUACUGGAAGGCUGGAACGAUGUCUGGCUCUUCCGCUUCCUCGUCAACAUGCUGGGAUACUCCACCAUCAUCAUUCCCGGCUACCUCCUCAUUAGCUACUUCAAGCGCACCAACUACUUAGAAACAGGCAGUGGGGUUUGCUUCCCUUUCAUAAAGACCUGUGUGUUUGGCAGCGAGUCCAAAACAGGUCUGCUGGAUGACGUGUCGGUUUCAACGAGGAACGAGGGCGACUCGGGCUCAUCAGUCAAACAAGUCAUCAAACUAAUCUUCUGUGCUGCUGGACUUCAGGUGUCGUACCUGACAUGGGGAGUCCUGCAGGAGAGGGUGAUGACGCGCUCGUAUGGAGCCACGACUCCAGAAGACGAGGGCGAGAAAUUCAAGGACUCUCAGUUCUUGGUCUUCAUGAACCGUAUCCUGGCUCUGACCGUGUCGGGCCUGUGGUGCAUCCUGUUCAAGCAGCCUCGCCACGGGGCGCCCAUGUACAAGUACUCCUUCGCCUCGCUGUCCAACAUCAUGAGCAGCUGGUGCCAGUACGAAGCCCUCAAGUACAUCAGCUUCCCCACUCAAGUCCUCGCCAAGGCCUCCAAAGUCAUUCCCGUCAUGCUCAUGGGUAAGAUCGUCUCCCACAAGAGCUACGAGUACUGGGAGUACUUCACCGCCGUCCUGAUCUCGGUGGGCGUCAGCAUGUUCUUGCUGUCCAGCACGCCCAGCAAGCACCCGUCCACCGUCACCACCUUCAGCGGGAUCGUCAUCCUCGUCGGCUACAUCGUCUUCGACAGCUUCACCUCCAACUGGCAGGACAACCUGUUCAAGUACAAGAUGUCGUCGGUGCAGAUGAUGUUCGGGGUCAACCUGUUCUCCUGCCUCUUCACCAUCGGCUCUCUGCUGGAGCAGGGCGCCUUCUUCGACUCGCUUGCCUUCAUGACGCGCCACUCCGAAUUCGCCUUUCACGCCGUGCUGCUGUCCGUGUGCUCGGCGUGCGGCCAGCUCUUCAUCUUCUACACCAUCAACCAAUUCGGCGCCGCCGUCUUCACCAUCAUCAUGACCCUACGGCAGGCCAUCGCCAUUCUCCUCUCCUGUUUCCUCUACGGCCACGCCGUCACCAUAGUGGGUGGCUUCGGCGUCGCCGUGGUUUUCUUGGCACUUUUCCUACGGGUGUACGCACGUAGCCGCAUGAAGUCAGGCCGGCGGGCACCGCAGCCGCAGGGACAGAAGGUGUAACGCACCAAACUGGGAACUGAGACCACGUUUUCUGUGGUGCUUUGUUUUGUCUAUUUGUUUGUUUUUUUUGUUUUUUACUGUUCUUUUCCAUUCGUUUCUAUUUUUGUUAGCCAUGGUACAGAAAGGGAUUCUGCAGUUUUGACUCUUACACCAAGAUAUACCCCUAAGGGGUCCAUGUGAUUUGUCAGGUCAGCGGUCACAGAAGUUUUUUGAGUGCCUGUAAGAUUGUCUAAUAACACGAAUCCCGAACCAUAAACUGUGCAAGCAGCCUCCUCACCUCCUUCACAGUUCUUAACGGUAGAACAUUUCUUUUCCUAAAAAAAAACACCGUACGUGACUUGUGCUGCCAACGAAAAAGGUUACUGUGACCCUGAAGAAAGAAUAUUCAAGAAACGCCCCUUAUUCCAAAUAUUUGAACAAGACGACGACGACGACGCUUUCUAUCCGUUAUCCGGGGUAUCUUCCAGUCACGAUAGCCAGACGCUUAUCUCACAGUCCUCCAUGUUGGAGAGCAGGGGCUUUUUACGUGUCUUAAUAUGGGAUUUUAUCAUGUAAAGCUGUAAACAUAGACCGAACACAUGGUCCAUGUAUUAAAGGGUAUAUUAGCAUUAUAGAGAAAGGUGGUUUGGGUAACAAAGAGCGCACUACUUACAAGUUGUUUCAUUUCCAAUCACCGAAGCGGACGCUGAUGCUGGUACUUUUUGCACCGCAUUGUGUUUUUUUUGUUUUGUUUUGUUUGUGUGUGUGGUUAUUUUAUUUCAACACAGAUUUUACUUAAUGUUUUAAAAAUCGGGCUAAACAAAUCUUUGUAAAUAUAUAUCUCUUAUGUCAUUGUUUUAUUUCCAGCCGACUUGUCUGUUGUUGUGUACUUUUGUAAAAAAAAAAAGGAGUUCACUGUUACAUGUGAAUGUUUGGAAGAAUGCUGAAUGAUGAGUGUUCGUUGAUGUCAUAAAGGAUGUGAAAACUCUGUUCGGGCUCAGCUUUGCAGAACAGAAUGCGUACAAGGGAAAUGCAAUGUUACUGGCACCUUGUUUUUAUCAUUCUACUAUUUCCUCUGAUUACUGGAUUAAUAAUAAAACAUAUUAAAUUAACUUAA
Larimichthys crocea (large yellow croaker) is the source of this 2693-nucleotide messenger RNA. RefSeq names its product solute carrier family 35 member B2 (gene slc35b2). Gene Ontology annotation, biological process: 3'-phosphoadenosine 5'-phosphosulfate transport; transmembrane transport. Gene Ontology annotation, cellular component: endoplasmic reticulum membrane; Golgi membrane. The transcript is spliced from 4 exons. Lineage: Eukaryota; Metazoa; Chordata; Actinopteri; Sciaenidae. The record is from RefSeq and is a predicted model, not a curated record. The coding region runs from base 293 to 1597 and encodes 434 amino acids. Gene Ontology annotation, molecular function: 3'-phosphoadenosine 5'-phosphosulfate transmembrane transporter activity.